AUGCGUGAUACACACCCAAAAAAGAUUCUUGUUCCAAGGUUGAAUCUUCUAAGAGCUAUGGUCUGUGCGCUGAUCCAGUCCAACUUGAUGACCUGCAGUGCUUUGAUCAGCGCCUGUGAAAAGGGCAGGCGUUGGCAGCAUGCACUCAUCUUGCUGGAGACCAUGAUCGAAAAGGGCUAUUUGAUGGAUGUACUCACCUUCAAUGCAGCGAUCAGUGCCUGCGAGAAGAGUGGCCAAUGGUGCUGUGCCUUAGGACUCUUGGACCAGAUGUUGGAAUCACAGCUUCAAGCCAAUGACAUCAGCUUCAAUGCCAUCAUCAGUGCCUGUGAGAAGGGGUCACAGUGGCAACGUGCGAUCAGUUUGCUUGACAUGAUUCCACUGGCAUCAGCUCAAGCUGAUGUGAUUUCCUUCACAUCGGCUCUCAGUUCGUGUGAGAAAGAACACCUUUGGCAGCAAGCAUUGAGCCUCAUGGAUGCCAUGCAAUGCCAAAGAAUUCAGCCCAAUGCGGUGACGCUGAGCGUGGCCUGUCAUGCCUUCGAGAGAGGGUGGCAACCACAGAAGGCUGUCAGUUUGUUGGGCGCCCCCUUUUCUCCGAUCAUCGAUCUACGGAUGGUGAGGUUCGCCGUUUAUCGGCCCACCAGCCGGGAUGCCAUAGCGAAGAUGCUGAGUGGUGCAGCCGUGGGCGCCCUCAGAUGGGCCGAUGAAACGAGGGGCCGUGCCGAAGAGAGGGACACUGGGACACGAACUGGAGCGAAGCAAAAGGUUGGAAAGGGUCUGAACGUGAAGGGCAAGUCUGCAAAGUUGAAUCGCUUGUCGGGCUUUGUGCCCUUCCUGCAGAUCAGCCAAGAGAAUGACAAGGCUGAAGUUGCCCCGUCACCCUCAGACGCCUGUGUCACCAUCUACUUUGCUUCGGACGAGCUCCGCAGUCGUGCCGCGUCACAGCUACAAAGCCUGCUGGAUUCCGCUGAUUUGCAUGUGCAGGAGGAUCACCUCAUAGCCUUGGACGACUAUCCCAACACUCCCGGCCUUAUUUUGCCGGAGCCACUUUUGCACUAUGCCUUCAUUGACAAGCCGGACAUUCAGCCGGCUGUUGGCUGGGAGACCGGGAGGAUCUCCUCACCCGCCUUCAUGGAUAUGAAUCUGCAAGCACUGCGUGGGGAUUCAAAGCCAAAGGUGGUCCUUUACCAGUUCGACCAGGACAAUGCGAUGAAUCCCCAUGGACUGCUCAUUGCCUACGCAGAAGCGACUGUCAAGCCAGUUGUUUCGGACUUUGACACCUUCACAGUUGGAAGCCGCGGCAUGACGUACAAAAGACUGCACCCGGAACAGGCCGAUUUGGCCAUGUGGGCUUUGAAGCACACCGAGCAGCUCUUGCGGAAGCCAUCCUUGUCCUCCUGGACUUCGCGAUGGUUGGAGGUCUUGAAGGAAGCGCACGACGAAGGAUUCCAUCCCGACAUUCCGGAGUACGGCUUUGGAGAUGAGACCUCCUACAAACUCAUAGAGGGCAUUGUGGAGGCGACGAGUGAAUCCGGCGCAGUACGCCAUGGCGCUGAGUGCUUCAAUUUCUACUUCCCUCAGGAGUUGGAUGACAACUACCUGGUGGUUUGGGAAGGCUUUGAUGACAAGCCCUGGGCAUACAUGGACGAGGACGCCCUACGGGACUUCCUGGAAGAACGUGUGGAGGAAGAUUAUGCCAUGCCGUUGAACCCCGUGUGGUGUGUCCGCGAUCAGGGAUGGUAUGAUGUCUUGGAAGCGCAGAUCUCGAAUGAUGCUUGCAAGAAGAUCAUGGAGGCCUGGUAUCCUGAAGGGUCGGGCAUUCUGGAGAAGAUUGAGGAACUCCACAAAGAGUUUCCCAAUGGCUUUCAGACCGGUUUGCCGCCCGGAGAGGAGGGUCGGAGACCCACGCUUCGCUCCACCCUUUCAACGGUCAACGAUCUGGACACCACUGAAAAGGCCAUCCUGGCAUCUUCCAUGGCCAAGUCGGGAAGGAGUAGGUGGGGUGAAGCAAUUCGCAAGGUGCAUUUGAUGCAGUCGAUGUCGAGACACAGCCUCAUGCCCCGCAGCGUGUCCCCCGCCUGA
Durusdinium trenchii is the source of this 2079-nucleotide messenger RNA. NCBI's taxonomy places the organism in Eukaryota, Dinophyceae, Suessiales, Symbiodiniaceae. The record is from the annotation of a GenBank genome assembly.